UAGAGGGUAUUGCUUUCAGUCAGUUUCUUCAGAAACUUCAAUAUCUUCCACUCUACCUUCACAAAUUCCAAAAGGAAGUACUGGCGAAUGGGUUGCAAGAUAAACAACUCAACCCCUCCAAUUCUAUGGAGGAUUUCAACGAAGAACCAGAGGUCUAGAACAAAAAUCAUCUCCUUCUCUUCCACCACCACAGACUCUCCAACCUCAUAUCGAAACUCUAAACUUUACACUGUCAAGUUCAAGACCUUAAGUGCCUGCAAGCUUGGCAUAGCUCGAUAUCCCGAUUUCGAAUACAAUGCUGAAGGUGGCGCAGGAACAGGAGUUGGUACAACAGAAAGCAGCUACACGAGUGAAGUUUCAGUGUCAUUUGACAUUGACACGCUCUACAUACCACCGCUGCAGACUUCAACAACAAGGUUUCUUGGAUUGCCAUUGCCCCCGUUUCUGAAGAUUGACGUUGUCCCGGAGCUUUUUCGUGGCUGCAUCAAUCAAGAAUCCGGCAAGGUUGAUCUUGAGUUCAAGGCCAAGUUCUACUUUUCGGUCGGGAGCAUCUAUAGAGCUCCUCCGCUUGUGGUGGAGACCAUUUUGACAUCUGAGGAAUCGAGAGGAACUAUGAGACGUGGAAAAGGGGAGAGGUUGGAUAAACAAGGUUACUGCAAAUUGGUUGGAGUGGCAACUGUUGAUCCUAUUGAUGACUUGUUCAUUAACACCUUCCUUGGCCUCCCUACUGAAUGCCUGGCAGGCAUGAAUGCUGUUAUUUCUAUAUCUACAUCUUAG
Molecule: messenger RNA, 777 nt
Organism: Argentina anserina (silverweed cinquefoil)
Lineage: Eukaryota; Viridiplantae; Streptophyta; Magnoliopsida; Rosales; Rosaceae
Exons: 2
Coding region: 88-777 (229 amino acids)
Source: RefSeq, a predicted model, not a curated record